Molecule: messenger RNA, 789 nt
Organism: Bipolaris zeicola 26-R-13
Lineage: Eukaryota; Fungi; Ascomycota; Dothideomycetes; Pleosporales; Pleosporaceae
Product: glycoside hydrolase family 131 protein
Exons: 5
Coding region: 1-789 (262 amino acids)
Source: RefSeq, a predicted model, not a curated record
AUGUUGGGAAAAGCUACCAUUGUCAACGCGCUCGUGAGCGCUGUCUCUGCGGGCACAAUCCUCUGGGAUGGACGCUUCAACGACAUGACCUCGAGCGCCGAUCUUGAUAAAUGGUCCUGGGCAAACCAAGUCGGCAACUACCAAUACUACAUCCACGGCUCUGGCCCAACCUCGCGCUAUGUCAACCUCUCUCCCAACUACAAAAACUCCGGCGAUACUGGCAGCAAGCAAGGCGCUAAAAUCACCAUCGACAAUACCGCAAAAUGGAACAGCGACAUGUGGCGCACCGAGCUCAUCCCGCAAACCAAAGCCCCCAUCAACCAAGGCACAGUAUUCUACCACUUCUCCAUCAAGCGCUCCACCACAAACGUCCCCAGCGCAACAAACGAGCACCAAAUCGCCUUCUUCGAGUCCCAUUUCACCGAGCUGAAAUACGGCUGGAUUAGCGGCGAGUCUGGAACCAGCAACACCAACUUGCAAUGGAUGGUAAGCGGCCAGAGCAAAUGGAAAACCGAGCUCAAAGCCGAUGAAUGGCAUAAUGUCGCUUACGAGAUUAACUUCUCCUCCAACCAAGUCUCCUUCUGGCACUCGACCGGUAACAGCUCGCUUGUCAAGACCGCCGGCCCGUUCUCAACGGGUACCUCGUCCAACGGUGCGGAUUGGCAUUUGGGUGUGCUGAGGUUGCCCAGGUCGGGACUUGAUGGCACGGGCGCCGAGGAUUGGUACUUCAGUGGCACGUAUGUGGAGAGUGGGCCGAUUACGACGAGUGUUGCUAGUCCGGCGGCUUAA